CUAUCUCGUCUCAGGCGGCUGGCGCCCGGCGCUUGUCACCCGACCGUGGGCGGUCGCUGCGGGCGCGCGACACCACCGCCCCGUGGCCACCGCGGCGGUUGCCAUGGCGAGUGCGGCGGGUGUCCGGCCGAUCCUCGGCACCAUGACCUUCGGACAGAGCGGCCAGGUCAAGGAGGGCGACGCUGGCGUGGUCCUGCGGUCCUUCUGCGGCUCUGGGGCCGCCAAGGGCCCGGGGGGAGCCCUCGUGGACACGGCGCGCAUGCAGGGGGCCAGUCCGCCGCCGGCGUGGAGGGCGACACGGAGGCCACGCUCGGCGGCAUCCUGGCGACGUUUCCUUCCUGGGGACAAUCCAGCAUCGCCACCAAGGCCAACCCGUCCAUGCCGCCGCAUUAUUCGCUGUCUAGGCAGUCCGUCAUCGAACAGUGUGAGACCUCACUGGACAGACUAGGGUUGGACUGUGUUGACCUGUUCUAUCUCCACUCACCUGAUAUACGUACGAGUAUUGACGACACCCUUGAUGGAGUUGAUUAUCUGCACAAGGCGGGCAAGAUUGUGGAGUUCGGCUUGUCCAAUUACCCGGCCUGGGCAAUUGUUGACAUAUGGCACCGAUGCAAAGCAAGGGGAAUAGUGCUGCCAACUGUGUAUCAGGGCAUGUACAAUGUUAUUACUCGCGAUUUUGAGCGAGAGGUUGUGCCUGUGGCCCGGCAAUUUGGACUCCGGCUGUACAUGUACAAUCCUUUGGCCGGUGGUCUGCUGUCGGGGCGCUACUCGAGCGUGGAGGACUUGGCGAAUGUGUCCAAGGGGCGCUUUUCGACAGAGUUCGACGCGGCUUUCGGCGGGGGCGUGAAGGCUGGCACGGGUCUGUAUCGGGGCAGGUACUCCAAGGCGGCGAUUUUUGGAGGCCUGGAGCUGCUCCGCGAGGCCUGUGCUCCGGUGCACGCGGGCGGCGAGCCGGCACGCAGCGAGGCUGCCCCGGCGGUGCAGAAGUCUGUCAGCGAGGUGCAGAAUGGCAUCCGCGUCACGGUGGAGGUGACGGAGGUGCCCGAGAAGGCAGCUCCCACCAGGGAGGGCGUUGCCAUGGCAAGCGUGGCGCUGCGCUGGCUCCUUCACCAUUCCCUUCUGCGACCAGGAGACGGUGUGAUUUUGGGAGUGUCCAAGGUGGACCACCUGGUCGCCAAUCUGGCGGCCUGGCACGCCGGGCCGCUUCCCUCGCCGCUCGUCUCCUGGACGCCUGCAACGCUGCCUGGGAGGCUGCCAGGCCCGCGUGCGAGGUCUACUUCCGGGGCUACGGGGAGAAGCCGGGCGGCAUAG
Molecule: messenger RNA, 1311 nt
Organism: Prorocentrum cordatum
Lineage: Eukaryota; Dinophyceae; Prorocentrales; Prorocentraceae
Source: the annotation of a GenBank genome assembly